AUGACUGGCCGGUUCGUCUCCGGCGGAACCAUUGCCGCCGGCGAGACGGAGGCCAGCGCGAGCCACCCUCCCGCUGCGCCGGCGACCGCGCCGGCGUCCGCCCCCUCCACGUCUGACGCGCUCGGCGGCAGCAAGGCGGCCGAGUGGGAGAGGGUGCAGCAGCAGCUGGAGGCGGACCGCCGGCGACGCGAAGAGGCGCGGGCGCGAGCGGCGACCGCCGGGGAGGGCUCUGGGGAGCGCAGCCUGUACGACACGCUGCAGGCCAACAAGGCGGCGAAGGAGGCGGCGGCGGCGGAGGCGGCGCGGCUGACGAACCAGUUCCGGGCGCUGGACGACGACGAGGUGGCGUUCCUGGACGAGGUGGCGGCGCGGCGGCGACGCGAGGAGGAGAGCGUGCGAAGGGAGACGGAGGCCGGGCUGGAGGCAUUUCGGCGCGCGGCGAGGAAGGAGGUGGUGGUGGCGAAGGGGGACGAGGAGGAGGAUGAGGAGGAGUGGGGGACGAGGAAGAGGAAGUGGAAGGAGAAGGAUGAUGUUGCAGGUGGGUUGGUGAGGAAAAAGGUGAGCGUAGGAGAGGAGGGGAGGAAAACGGGUGAGAAGAAGAAGGACGAGGAGGAGAAGGAGAAGCAACCGAAGAAGAAGAUGGAGAAGAAGGAAGAGCCUGGCACUACGAAAAAGGCGACGCUGGCGUUGGUUGAUUAUGGCUCGGACAGCGACGAAUGA
Molecule: messenger RNA, 720 nt
Organism: Cordyceps fumosorosea ARSEF 2679
Lineage: Eukaryota; Fungi; Ascomycota; Sordariomycetes; Hypocreales; Cordycipitaceae
Product: NEFA-interacting nuclear protein NIP3
Exons: 1
Coding region: 1-720 (239 amino acids)
Cellular component (GO): nucleus
Source: RefSeq, a predicted model, not a curated record